Vespa mandarinia (Asian giant hornet) is the source of this 4334-nucleotide messenger RNA. RefSeq names its product E3 ubiquitin-protein ligase AMFR. The record is from RefSeq and is a predicted model, not a curated record. Gene Ontology annotation, biological process: endoplasmic reticulum unfolded protein response; protein K48-linked ubiquitination; ubiquitin-dependent protein catabolic process. Gene Ontology annotation, cellular component: cytosol; endoplasmic reticulum; ubiquitin ligase complex. Gene Ontology annotation, molecular function: ubiquitin protein ligase activity; ubiquitin binding. Lineage: Eukaryota; Metazoa; Arthropoda; Insecta; Hymenoptera; Vespidae.
CACGCCGCGCAAUAAGCCGGUCGAUUCGCGUUCCCAUUCGUACGUUUCUCACCUGUAUCAUUUCUUCGGAUAUAACGUCGAAAUAUAUACAUAUAUCUCGAACCUUAUAAUAUUUUCAAGUUCGACGAUUAGUGCGACAAAAUAAUAUAAACAUAUAAAGAUCAUUAUCGAAGAUAUAUAUAUCACGCACGCGGUUAGACGACGGAUGGAACGACGCUGUUGGCAGUGAACGACAACGACGGCUAAGACGAGGACGAAGACUUUGAAGAAGACGAAGAAGACGAAGAAGAAGAGAGAUAGAUAGAUAUCGUCGGAAUAAUUGACGCCUAGUUUCUUUUCUCGUCUGGUUGUUGUUAUUGUUAUUAUUUUAUUGUUUGUUGUCGACGUCGUCGUCGUCAUCGUCGUCAUCGUCGUUGUGUUCAUCAUCAUCAUCAUCAUCAUCAUCAUCAUCAACAACAACAACAUCAUCGUCGUCGUCAUCUUCACAAUCAACUUCGUAUCGUCGUCGUAUUAUUUCUUGAUGUUUUACCAACGUUAUCACAUCGUAAAGGAAGAUACCGAUCGACACCACCAACGUGUGUGCUUCUUAUAAAGGAUACGUAUAAAUAUCUCUAGGAAAUAUCGAUUGACGAAGAACAGAAAAGAGAGAAAAGUGACGCGAACAUGCCGAUGGAAUUUUUAGAUCGGGUACCCGUGCCCAAUUUACGUGUUUACACGACCAUCAGCUUCGCCGUACUAUCUUGUUCUGUUUACUAUGCCGCUCAAGUUGUAAAGGAUCCAGCAUGGCGAACAAAUCAUACGAGUAUAGUCGAGGGCAUCAACGACGUAAGCGAAAAUGGCACAACGACUUAUCCAAGAAGUUUCGGUACGCACUUCAAAGAAUUAUUGGCCUUCAUGGUACAGGAUCCUGGCUGUAUUUGGACUUUGAUAAACAUGGUUUACUGCGUGCUGAUACUAGUAGGCAAGUCCAUUCAAAAACUAGUCUUCGGUGAUCUACGAGUUUCUGAGAGGCAACAUCUCAAGGACAAAUUCUGGAACUUCGUAUUUUACAAGUUCAUAUUCGUUUUUGGAGUGCUCAAUGUACAAUACAUGGACGAGGUUAUACUUUGGUGUGCAUGGUUUACAGCACUUGGAUUUUUGAGUCUACUUAGUCAACUUUCUAAGGAUCGAUUCGAAUACUUAUCCUUCUCUCCAACUACCCCAGGAUGGAGUCACGCUCGACUCUUUGGACUUUUGACAGGAAUCCUAGCGUUAUCUACAUUCAUGCUCCUGUUGUGCACUGCAGCGGUUUUCUUUUUAGUGUCCUUUAAUACUUUCGCUUUCAUGGCGGCUGAGUGCAUACUAUUGGCCGUCCGUACGAUUCACGUGAUGUUGCGGUAUGUAAUUCAUCUGUACGACACACGUGGUGCCGGUACGUCUUCCCAACGUUCAUGGGAUAAACGCGGACCUUUGACCUAUUACACGGAUUUGACAUCAGAACUGACCGCUUUGGCCGUUGACUUCUUUCAUCACAUUCAUAUGUUACUUUGGAGCAACAUUUUCCUUAGUAUGGCAUCACUGGUUAUAUGUAUGCAACUACGUUAUCUAUUUUACGAGAUCCAACGAAGAAUCACCAAACACAGGAAUUAUUUGGCUGUACUAAGCCAUAUGGAACAAAAUUAUCCAAUGGCAUCGCAAGACGAAUUGGCAGAAAAUUCAGAUAACUGUGCCAUUUGUUGGGAGAAAAUGGAGUCGGCACGUAAGUUACCAUGCGCACAUUUGUUUCACAACUCUUGUUUGCAGUCUUGGUUGGAACAGGACACGUCCUGUCCUACGUGUAGAUUGGCACUCAGUAUGCAAGGCAAUCAUAGAGAGAGUACACCCGAAUUACCAUUGGAACCGCAGACACCAACAAGAAGAAACGACAAUCAUUUCUUUCAUUUCGACGGAUCCCGAUAUGUUUCUUGGUUACCAAGUUUUUCUGUUGAGGUUUCGCAUAGUCGAUUACGUGGUAAUAUUUUCACGUCGGCUCAUACCAAUUCUCAAAUGGAUGCAAUGGCCAGACAGGUACAACAGCUCUUUCCACAUUAUCCACGGAACGUGAUAUUGGAGGAUCUGAGAAUUACACGAUCGGUUGAAUGGACCGUCGAAAAUAUACUCGACGGUGUGUUGACUUUACCUCAUCACUUGAUCGAGGAACCGCAAGCCGAAUUUGUUCCGCAAACGCAAACGCAAACGUCCACGGUACAUAUUCUGCCAACUUCGUCGAUUCAAAAUACAUCAGAUCCAAGGCUUGACAUACCCGUUGCUGAUAGCGGUGAGGAACCAUCAAAUCUCGGUGGACGUUUCUCUAAAUCAUCGAUCGAGAGAGAACGCAUUCUACAACGUCGAAAGGAACAUAUGCGUUUGACGGCACGUAGAAGAUAUCUUGAAAAAUAUCGAAAGUCGGAGGGCGAUUCAAUUACGUUAUCAUCAUCGUCAUCACCGUUGUCAACAUCGUCGUCGUCGUCAUCGUCGUCGUCGUCGUCGUCAUCAUCAUCGUUAUUAUCAUCAUCAUUAUCAUCGUCGUCGUCGUCGUCGUCGGCAACUACAACGACAACUAUGACUACGACGACGAGUUUGGAAAGGGAGAACAGCUUAGUGAUUGCCGAAACUAUGUCUUAGAGAAUAUCUAGAGAAGAGGGCAAACAAACCUAAACGGAUUUAUCUUUGGAAGCAAAUCAAAGUACGGAGAUUUAUAUUAGCUAAAAGCUAAACUCUCCGCAAGAAGAAGAUUAUGAGGAAGAAGUUAGAGGAAGAGGAAGAGGUAGUGGAAGGAGAAGAGGAAGGGGAAGAGGAAGAGGAAGAGGAAAUGGUAUAAGAAUGAGAAGGAGUAGGAGAAAAAAACACAUGAGAAAGAAGAAAAGAAAUAAACAAAAAAGAAAAAAAGAAUUAAUCUUUUCUUUGAUUGGAGAGACGUGAGAGCGAGAUAUAUGUGUGGUGUGUUUGCUGUCAAAGGCUCUUUCUCUCUCUUUCUCUCUCUCUCUCUUUCUCUCUCUCUCUCUCUCUCUCUCUCUCUCUCUCUCUCUCUCUCUCUCUCUCUAACGCGCGCGUGCACGAUCGAUAGAAGAUUUUCACAAAUGGGAUUCUUCAAGAGAUAGUCUUCUUGCGAUAUAUAUAUAUAUAUAUACAUAUAUAUGGAUUUAUUCUUUGUACGACUUUGCUGCUUUUUUGAUUGAUGAUGAAUAAUUUGUCGGCUAAUUUCUUUUCUUUUCUUCUCUCAAUCUCUCUCUCUCUCUCUCUUUUUUUCUAUGUCUUUCUUUUUUUCUUUUUCUUUUUCUUUUUCUUUUUCUUUUCUUUUUUUUUUUGGUAGCAAAAUGUAUGGAAAUAUAUGCAAAAUAUGUUGAGUAAGAUGAGAGAACGAGCACUUUGCCAAUGACUGAAUGAUGAAUUAUGUAUAUCAAGAAGAAACGAGAAUGAAAUCAAUGGAGAAUAUAAGAUCGUUGGUGUUCUCUCUAAUCCAAGAUUAGAGUAUAGAUAUGUUGUGUUUUUCCUUGACUAUUGUAAGAUUUUUGAGAUCAUUGAGAUCGCGGCGAGAUUAUUUUUUAGGCGGUCUUUAUUAUCUACGCACGUAUACUUCAUCAAAAUGGUACUUUUAAUCUUAACGAUUGAUAUAUUAUUUAUGAUUUUUGAGAAAUGAUAAUUCUUUUGCUUUUGUUCUUUUUCUUUUUUCUUUCUUCUCUUGUUUUUUUUUUUUUUUAUUUUUUUGGUUUGUUCGUUUAAUUCGUUCGUUUAAAGAUCGAAAGUAUCAUAAGUAGGGAUAUGUUUAAGAGACAGCAUUUAGGAUAAUGUUCCAUGCGCUUAAAAUACAGAUCAGAUAUAAAUUAUAUACAUAUGUAGCUUAUAUACUCGCUUUCAAAUAUGAUCGUCUUUACAUGUUUCGAAUAAUACUUUAUUAUUGAUCAUUCUCUCUAGCUUCUCCUUAUUCCGAAACUCGUGUUUAAAAAGUGACAAAAAAUGCCGCAUGUCAAUAAGCUUUUCGAUGUUUUUCUUAGAUCGAUUUGAGAAGGUUUAUUAAUGUCAACAAAUAUAUAUAUAUGAUGUAUGAGUGUUUAUAUAUAUAUAUACACAUAUAUAUAUAUAUAUAUACAUAUACCUAAUAUACAUACAUAUACAUAUGUUUGUACACAUGUUUACGAGUUUGAUCGGUCCUCAGAGUAUAUUUUGUGCGAACGACGAUGACGACCGCUAUAGAAAGUCCAAUAUUUUCGAAAUACGUGGAGAUGAUUUUAAGAUAAGAAAUGACAAAAUUACGUCCAUUAAUUAGGCUUCGUGAAUUAGAAAAAAAAAGAAAAAAAAAAAAAAGAAAAAAAAAA